GAGACAGCCGCUACGUCACGACGCUGGUCAUGACGACACGGCGAGUAAAUGUUACUGUUUUGUCACCCAUAUAACAACCUAAAGCAUGUGUCAUUUUAAGCCAACAUUUUAGGUUUUGUUUCUGUUGCUCAAUGAUCUUUUGGUAAACCUUCUAGAAAAUGGUAGUAACUUGAACUGAACGUGUUGUUCGUUAAAAGUGCCUAAAGUUAUUUAUAACUUAGCACGGAGCUCGGAGGUGAAAUAAAACUGCACGUUCAGAUCCUGUUUUCAGAGUGGUGAGAGAACAACAAAAAGAUGUUGUGUCCACGCCCAUUCAUUUUUGAUAGGGUCCUGAAGUCUACAGUGUCCUUCACCUGGAAGUAUUCAGUGGCUCAGAUGUCCCAAAGAGGGAAGGUUCCUGCUAUGGCUGAAGUUCGCAACAGGCUGAGAGAAGUAGUCGGUGCAUCUACCAACUGGCAAGAUCAUCAGCAAGUGCUGUCCGAGCGUGCAUCACUAAGCCAGUAUCUUGCUCAGAGUCAGGAACAGCUGCCUCCAAAACGAAUGAAGGAUAGUAUGAUAGAGGCGCAUCUUCCUCUGGGUUCCCAGCCUGCUUUGAGAGAGAAAUAUCUUAACUCUCACAACAGUGUCAGGUUUGGUCGGAUUUUGGAGGACUUGGACUGUUUAGGAGUGCUCAUCUGUUACUCUCACACAUGGAACGAGGAGCUGCAAAGAUCCCCGCUGUCUAUUGUCACCGCCCUAGUGGACAAGAUCGAUAUGAGACAAAACAUCAUCCACCCUGACUGUGACAUCAAGUUCACAGGUCAUGUGACAUGGGUUGGUAAAAGCUCAAUAGAAGCUACAAUGCACAUGUCUCAGUACCAAGAUGGUGCGUACACGGAUGUAUUAGAUGCCACGUUUGUCAUGGUGGCUCGAGAUCCUGAAAAUAAAAGGGCAGCUUUUGUAAACCCACUCAAACCUGAGGGUCCAGCGGAAGAGGCCAUUUUUCAUCAGGGGGAAGUUAACAAGACGAGGCGUGUGGAGCUGAGCACAGCGUCUCUUCUGAAAGUGGCUCCCACAGCUGAGGAGAGGACUCUCAUUCACAACCUGUUCCUCAACACUCUAGACGCACGACGUGUGAGUUUUCGUGGUCGUAUUCUACCACCAAAUUCGGUGUGGAUGGAGGACGCCAAACUCAAAGGGCUAGAGAUUUGCCAUCCAGAGGAGAGAAAUAUCUUCAACCGGAUAUUUGGUGGUUUUCUGAUGAGGAAGGCCUAUGAACUUGGUCGAGCCAUUGCCUGUGUAUUUGCUGGAUGCAGACCAACUGUGGUGGCGGUAGAUGAUAUCUUAUUUCGUAAGCCAGUUGAAAUAGGUUCUUUACUUCUGCUGUCUUCUCAGGUUUGUUACACAGAAGGGAUGCACGUCCAGGUCAGGGUUCACACAGAGGUUCUUGACCCAUUGACUCGGCAGCACAACACCACCAAUGUGUUUCACUUCACUUUCCGUCUUGAAAAGGAUGUCCCAGCUGUUGUCCCACAGAGUUAUGGAGAGUCUAUGCUGUACCUGGAUGGAAAGAGGCACUUUGAUGGGACAAUGAGGAACCAUUGUUGAAUAGUCUAGGAUGUACCGACAUCUAUCACUACUGUUACAUGAGU
Messenger RNA from Puntigrus tetrazona (Sumatra barb), 1631 nucleotides. RefSeq names its product acyl-coenzyme A thioesterase 9, mitochondrial-like. Gene Ontology annotation, biological process: acyl-CoA metabolic process. Bases 295 to 1587 code for a protein of 430 amino acids. Gene Ontology annotation, molecular function: fatty acyl-CoA hydrolase activity. The transcript is spliced from 15 exons. Gene Ontology annotation, cellular component: mitochondrion. NCBI's taxonomy places the organism in Eukaryota, Metazoa, Chordata, Actinopteri, Cypriniformes, Cyprinidae. The record is from RefSeq and is a predicted model, not a curated record.